AUGGCAGCAGGGGCAGCAGCUGGAGCCUGGGUGCUGGUCUUCAGUCUGUGGGGGGCAGUAGUAGGCGACCGAAACGUCACAGCCCGGAUUGGGAAGCCACUGGUGCUGAACUGUAGGGGGGCCCCCAAGAAACCACCCCAGCAGUUGGAAUGGAAACUGGUAAGAGUGUCCGUGCAGGAAGAGACCAGGAGACACCCUGAAACAGGGCUUUUCACACUCCAGUCAGAACUGAUGGUGACCCCAGCCCGGGGAGGAGCUCUCCAUCCCACUUUCUCCUGUAGCUUCAGUCCUGGCCUUCCCCGGCGCCGAGCCCUACACACGGCCCCCAUCCAGCUCAGCGUCUGGGAGCCUGUGCCUCUGGAGGUCCAAUUGGUGGUAGAGCCAGAAGGUGGAACAGUAGCUCCUGGUGGUACCGUGACCCUGACCUGUGAAACCCCUGCCCAGUCCUCCCUUCAAAUCCACUGGAUCAAGGACGGCGUGCCCCUGCCCCUUACCCCCAACCCUGUGUUGCUCCUCUCUGAGGUAAGACCUCAGGACCAGGGAACCUACAGCUGUGUAGCCACCCAUCCCAGCCAUGGGCCCCAGGAAAGCCGUGCUGUCAGUGUCCACAUCAUCGAAACAGAGGAGGGGCCAACUGCAGGUUCUUUGGAAGGGCAGAGGCUGGGAACUGUAGCCCUAGCCCUGGGGAUCCUGGGAGGCCUGGGGAUAGCUGCCCUGCUCAUUGGGGCCAUCAUAUGGCAAAGACAGCGACGCCAAGGAGAGGAGAGGAAGGCCCCAGAAAACCAGGAGGAGGAGGAGGAGGAGCGCGAAGAGCUGAAUCAGUCAGAGGAGCCUGAGGCAGCUGAGGGCAGUGCAGCAGGGCCUUGA
Molecule: messenger RNA, 867 nt
Organism: Puma concolor (puma)
Lineage: Eukaryota; Metazoa; Chordata; Mammalia; Carnivora; Felidae
Source: RefSeq, a predicted model, not a curated record